AGGCGGGUCACUGUGAUCGGUGUUGUAGAGAGUCUACAGUUCCAUGCUGAUGGAGACCAGGUCCCCGUGUGUUGGAAUGAGGACUUCGCUGUACGAACUCAGUCCCGAGUGUUUUCUGAUGUAUUUCUGCUCGUAUUUAUUCCAGAGAACAACGCCUACAGCUUCGGACGCACCACGAUAGCCAACCUGAAGUCUGGGACGAAUCUGCUGUGGCUGCACACUACGUUUGCCUUCAUGUAUCUGCUGCUGACCGUCUACAGCAUGAGGAGACACACGUCCAAGAUGCACUACAAGGAGGACGACCUGGUGAAGAGGACGUUAUUCAUCAACGGCAUCUCUAAAUACGCCGAGGAGAGUCAGAUCAAACAGCACUUUGAACAGGCGUAUGAGAACUGCACGGUGCUGGAGGCUCGGAUCUGCUACAACGUGGCCAGACUGAUGUCUCUGAACGCGGAGAGGAAGAAGACGGAGCGCAGUAAGAAGUUCUUCACCGACCUGAUGGCGAAGGAACACGUCCCCACGAUGAUCAACCCCAAACCCUGUGGACACCUGUGCUGCUGCGCCAUCACCGGCUGCGAGGAGGUGACCCUGAAAAUGCUACAGCGCUAA
This is a messenger RNA of Etheostoma cragini (Arkansas darter), 609 nucleotides long. Its product is annotated as CSC1-like protein 2. The transcript is spliced from 5 exons. Gene Ontology annotation, molecular function: nucleic acid binding. The record is from RefSeq and is a predicted model, not a curated record. Lineage: Eukaryota; Metazoa; Chordata; Actinopteri; Perciformes; Percidae. Bases 235 to 609 code for a protein of 124 amino acids.